CUCUUAGUCUCGCACCUUUUCCAGUACAUAUUUGGAGACACAAAUUGUAUCAUUUUGUCUGGUAUCUAUUCUCCGAGUCGGAGACUUGUUGUCCAUAUUUUUUGACGCAGUAAUAUGGACAAUCACAAGAAAUCUCAGACGGAAAGGGGCGAUGGAGAUGUCGAGAUCAUUUCAAAGACACACGUCCGCAUUCCGGAGAGCGGUGCUCCGAUUGAGGCGCGAACAUCCUUGUCGACGCGAUCGCGACGCUCCGUGGCCUUUGCAGAUGUGCACGAUGGCCGACGUAGUCAGAGUGUUCCGCGUUUAAUUGGCGAACAGACCCAGGGACAGCGCAUCCAGCAAAGCAACGCGACUCGAUGCGAUGCAGAUUCCAUCGCCAACGUGCCCGGCCCGUCGGAGAUGCCCCGCGCGGAGGUAGUAAGCGGCAUCCUAAAUCGCCGCCGGUCCCGCUCCGUGGGCGGUGGUUUGGAUGUUCAUCAUGAUUUCGUGUCCAAGCGGAUGGGGUACGCCACCAAAUGUAUGCUCUGCCGCAUUCCGGUCCGUUUCGGGCGCGUAGGACUGGUGUGUUCCGAUUGCCGGAUGGUGGUGCAUGACGCCUGCCAGGCCCUUAUCACGACACCGUGUGCCCCGGAGCGAGAUCGACCGAAUGCCGAUCCGUCCAACGGCACAUCCGUGCGCUGGCUGGAUUUAAUUCGAGUUGCACAAGCCGAAACUCCACGCGUCCCCACUUUGUUUGUGCAGUUGGUGCGCUUCAUAGAGCGACAUCUCAACGAAGAAGGUUUAUAUCGAGUUCCCGGAUCAGUCAAACAAGUUAAAAAGCUCAGACGGAGUCUGUUGAAGAAUAAUAAUGAAUUUCGGAAGGAUGACCUGUACGAUGUCCAUGUGGCGUGUAGUUUGCUGAAGAAUCUCAUUAGUGGAUUAAAGGAGCCCUUACUUACAUACCAGUUAUGGUCGGAGCUCACAUCAGCGAACAUGGACGAAUUUUAUCGCCUGAUCAACAAGUUACCACCGGUCAACCGCGAGACAUUGGCGUAUCUGAUGCUGCAUUUCAGAAAGAUCACCCUGGCGCCGAAUGUGCGCAUGCCGGCGACUAAUUUGGUGAAUGCGAUCGCUCCUACCAUCGUAAGCAACUCACGUCCGCGAAAGCAGAUGACGCCGCAGAUGCUGACCGCCGAGACCUUCCGUGCGCAGAUCAUUAUGAGCAAGCUGUUGGAUAUCCCCGUUCGUUUCUGGGAAGACAUGAUCCGCGGUGGACCGACCGGAUCAGGAACCUCGAAUGGACAAAUAAUCGGUGCCGGUUCCGACAACUUUGUCCCAAAGAAACUCGACGAUAUAGUCGAGCCGGUUCCGGUAAUCCCUGAAGGGAUCAUAAUCGUGAACGGAUAUCACGAUGUGGAAAUCGUUGAUCCAGGAGUGCCCGCUCAUGUUGUCGGAGGAAUCGGUAAUGAAAACCAAGGAAACGCCCAGGGAGGAGGAGAAGGAGGAGGAGGAGGAGGAGGAGAGGACGAAGAGCAUGAUCAGGAAAUGGAUGUGGAAAAUUAUCCACAAUUCAUUGCAGCGUUUGUCUUUGAGGGUCAGCGUUAA
Paramacrobiotus metropolitanus is the source of this 1584-nucleotide messenger RNA. Its product is annotated as rac GTPase-activating protein 1-like. The transcript has 7 exons. Bases 115 to 1584 code for a protein of 489 amino acids. The record is from RefSeq and is a predicted model, not a curated record. Gene Ontology annotation, biological process: signal transduction. NCBI's taxonomy places the organism in Eukaryota, Metazoa, Tardigrada, Eutardigrada, Parachela, Macrobiotidae.